CAUUGACGUUAUCUGUCAGUGACGCUGCAUCCUGACGUCAAGUAGUUAGAAAGAGGCUAUAGGUCACGCCGUUCUCUAGCUGAUGGCCUGCGUCUGCUUGUCCAUAACCAAGGAAACCUUGCACAGGGACAAGUGAAAGCAGCAUUGUAUAUCACAGAGGAUAAAAGACAGCAGAACUUCGAUUAUCCGAUCCAACACUCGUCGUCCGGAUAACCCAAAAUCGUGGAUAAGCGAAAUUUUUUUUGAAGUCGCAAAUGUUAACACGACACGGCAUCAACGUUCGUGACAGCUCGCGCCCUUAUUGGUGAAUGGAUCCCUGCCAUGAGCAUUUGAACGAAGAAACACGCAUUAUAUCGGUGACGGUCAUUCUUCUCUUCCCCAUCCUCUUCUACACCGUGUACAAGUGCUGUUGCAGUGGAAAUAACCAUAUGAAUAUGUCACCGGAUAAAGUGAACGAGUGAUGCACAUCUCUGAACAGUAGUGACACUCAAAGUCUGAGCAAGGGAUGCCUCUCGUUCCAAUGCACCACACAUCUUCAGCAGCAAGUGAUUCCAAAGCUUGUUUCUACGUUGUCUUUAAUGCCUCAUGCACCUGCUUCUUUUUGUGUGAAAUUUAUUUCCCCUAACCCAGACCUUUCAAAGAAAGAAAUAAUUUGUAGAAAAUCUCGGAUUCCAUGUACGUCAGUAUCCCGUAAGACCGCCGUGCUGCUGACUACAAUAUUCUCCGUCGGCUUCGAUUUUAAGGGGAGCAUACUGCAGCUCCUUGCGUAAGUUGAGGCACCUUCAGAAUAGCUUCCCUUGUGUGAUCUCAAGGACAGCAGUUCGGUUCUUGUUUCUGAUGUGCUUUCAGCAAAACAGAAUGUAAAUUCUGAAAAUCUGAAGUGCUCUCUUUUGUAAUCCCAUUGACAAUUUCGUCGAAGGAGCUACUAAUCAGCCAUGCCACACAAAGCAGCUCGAGCACUGGAAAUAAUGCGCGCGUUUGCCAAGAAGCGUAUCAGCAGUGGAAGAUUUGAUUCCGCUGUGCUCAGCAAGGCCAUCAUAACUGGAGGAUCAGAGGGGCAUGUGAAAUGCAAGAUUCCAGUGACCCCGGAGUUGCUGAAUGGUAUUGGGACCUUGCAUGGUGGUGCUGUUGCAACCAUGGUAGACAGUGUCUCCACAUGGGCUCUAGUUUCUGUUGGCAAGAAUGUACCAGGCGUCAGUGUGGAUCUAAGCAUUUCGUUUAUGAAGGCUGCAAAUCCAGGUGACACCGUUGUGGUGGAGGCUCGAGUAUCACAUCUUGGGCGUCGGCUAGCUUUUUUAAAUGUUGAUGUGACCAGUAGGAGCACAGGUAGCCUGCUGGCACAGGGCCGACAUACCAAGUUUGUUGGAGGACUGGGAGAAAAGAAAAACAGUACAGAAUCAUCAUCCACUUGUUAGUGACUGGGAAAGCUGCAAUCAUUUUGCUCUGAAUACUAGAACUGCUGUUGACUCAAAUACAUUCUAUGCCUAAGGAGAGUUUACUUCAGACACAAAGCCAAGCUUUAGCAACUCACAGCAGAUGAAUAAAUCACUGUUUUGUUGGUACAAUGAUACUUAGUCUUUACCUCACAUUUAGUGCUAUACUUGAAAACAAAACUUUUCUCUAUUCUGAAAGUCUCAGACUGUUCCAGCAAAAGUUUUUUUUUUUUUAAGUUAUGAGUUAAGACUGCUCAUUAAAUACUUUUUUAAAAGGGCAUAGCAUAGUUGUAAUUAUGAAAAUGUUCUUUAACUCUUUAGAGUUAAGAAUUUCUUCCUUACCCGCUGAGUGAAAGUCAUUUUUCAACUGUUAGUAAUCAACAAAGCUGUAAAACAGUUAAGAUAAAGUUGUUUUCAGUUAAGCUGCAUAUUUUACUAAGGAAUUUAAUUCAAUAAAAUCAAUAAAACUUUA
Molecule: messenger RNA, 1905 nt
Organism: Pomacea canaliculata
Lineage: Eukaryota; Metazoa; Mollusca; Gastropoda; Architaenioglossa; Ampullariidae
Product: acyl-coenzyme A thioesterase 13-like
Exons: 6
Coding region: 936-1415 (159 amino acids)
Molecular function (GO): fatty acyl-CoA hydrolase activity
Source: RefSeq, a predicted model, not a curated record